UCUUUCUCGGAACACAGUGAAGAGUCCAGAUGGGUUUCACUUUCAUGGGUUCUCUUCAGAAUCUACUAUGGUUCGUAAUCUCAAUUUCAAUUUCCCUUCUUGUCAUCAACGCCAUCGCUUCUUCUUCCGAUCUCGACACCUCAUACCUCGAAGACAGCAGUCGUUAUUUCUGUUCCAAAGAUUCAAACCAGAAGAACCAAAGCUCUUCUGGGUGUUCAUUGUUAUCUUCCAAGAUAAUAGACUCAGAUUCUGGAAUUUGGACUAAAGAUUGCUCAGAAAAAAUAUUGGAACUCGCGAAACAGAAGGAGAACGUGGAGUGGUUAAAAGGGUUAAGGAGAAGAAUUCAUGAAAACCCAGAACUGGCUUUCGAGGAAUUCGAGACGAGUCGAUUGAUUCGGGUCGAGUUGGAUCGGUUGCGAAUUGGUUACCGCUUUCCUUUGGCUGAGACUGGCAUCAGGGCUUCCAUUGGAACUGGUGGCCCUCCUUCCGUCGCCAUCAGAGCUGACAUGGAUGCUCUUCCCAUUCAGGAAGCUGUGGAAUGGGAGCACAAGAGCAAAGUUGCGGGAAAAAUGCAUGCUUGUGGGCAUGAUGCUCAUGUGGCCAUGCUUCUUGGUGCUGCUAAAAUUUUGAAGAGCCGAGAGCAUCAUCUAAAGGGAACUGUGAUCCUGCUCUUUCAGCCGGCUGAGGAAGCUGGGAAUGGUGCAAAACGAAUGAUGGCAGAUGGGGCUUUGGAGAAUGUGGAGGCCAUAUUUGCUGCUCAUGUAUCCCAUGAGAAUCCCACAGCAACCAUUGGAUCAAGGCCUGGCCCUUUGCUUGCUGGCUGUGGCUUCUUCAGAGCUGUAAUAAGUGGAAAAGGAGGCCGCGCAGCGAGUCCACACCAGUCUGUUGAUCCUGUUUUGGCUGGUUCGGCUUCAGUAAUCAGCCUACAGAAUAUUGUAUCUCGGGAAGCAAAUCCACUUGAUUCCCAGGUAGUGUCAGUGGCUUCAUUUAAUGGAGGGGAUAAUCUUGACCAGAUCCCUGAAUCGGUUAUCCUCACUGGUACCUUUAGGGCUUUCUCCAAUACAAGCUUCUAUCGACUCCUAGAAAGAAUUGAGGAGGUGAUUGUAGAACAGGCUAGCGUCUACAGAUGUUCUGCAACUGUUGACUUCUUUGACAAAGAGAACCUGAUAUACCCUCCCACAGUGAAUGAUGAGCAUAUGUAUGAACAUGUACAGAAGGUAGCAAUAGAUUUGGUUGGUUCCAAGAAUUUCAGGGUGGUGGAACCAAUGAUGGGUGCAGAGGACUUCUCCUUUUAUUCACAGGUUGUCCCAGCAGCCUUCUUUUACAUUGGUGUGAGGAAUGAAACAUUAGGAUCAACACACUCAGGCCAUUCUCCUUAUUUCAUGAUCGAUGAGGAUGUUCUUCCCAUCGGCGCUGCAACUCAUGCUGCAAUUGCUGAAAGAUACCUAAAUGAGCAUAGAUGGAAUUCUUUGAAUACUUGAGAAUUGGGAAUGGAUGUUAUUAUUAGUGGAAUAAUCAUGGGAAAGUCAAUUGAUAGAAGCAACUCAUCAGUCCUUUCUGGUUAGGUAGCUUCUCUAUAAAUUUUUUCUCCUUUGUUGGGGUG
Molecule: messenger RNA, 1603 nt
Organism: Telopea speciosissima
Lineage: Eukaryota; Viridiplantae; Streptophyta; Magnoliopsida; Proteales; Proteaceae
Product: IAA-amino acid hydrolase ILR1-like 6
Exons: 5
Coding region: 30-1481 (483 amino acids)
Biological process (GO): jasmonic acid metabolic process; auxin metabolic process
Cellular component (GO): endoplasmic reticulum
Molecular function (GO): IAA-Ala conjugate hydrolase activity
Source: RefSeq, a predicted model, not a curated record